Cuscuta epithymum is the source of this 1682-nucleotide messenger RNA. Lineage: Eukaryota; Viridiplantae; Streptophyta; Magnoliopsida; Solanales; Convolvulaceae. The record is from the annotation of a GenBank genome assembly.
AAUGGGAAUAGGAUUAAUUUCUUCCUGCGCCUUCUUCUUCGCUCCAUUAUUCUUUGUUUUUGGCGUUCUGCCCUCACCUUUCUCUCUCUGCACUCCUCCGGCACUGUUCACCUCCUUAUCUCCUACGCGCAUAGAUAGGGAAUAUUUACACUGACAUUGUUACAGUGAUCAAUGGCGACUGAUCCGAUUCUCCCUUCAGAAAUUCCGGCGUCAGUCGUUUACUCGUCGUCUUCAUCUGCAACUUCCGCCGCAGAAGAAGACGGCUUCGAAGACGGAUGCAGCAUUUGUCUCGAGCCGUUCAGUUCUAAUGAUCCUCCUACUGUCACCAAAUGUAAACAUGAAUAUCACCUGCAGUGUAUACUCGAGUGGUCUCAGAGAAGCCAAGAAUGUCCUAUUUGUUCAAGGAAAGUUGUACUAGAAGAACCUGCAAGCCAAGAUCUGUUGGUUGUAGUGGAGAGUGAAAAUAAUGCAAGGUCAAGGUACAGUUUGCACUAUGCCCCUGAAAUUCAUGAAAGUGACAGUAUGGAUUAUGCGGAUGGUUCUGAUUUUGAAGAGAGGAUAAUGCGACGUUUUGCUGCACUUACCAGCAGAGCUCGAUCCAUUAAUAGAAUGAUAAGAAUGACGUCUUCAGGGGUGGUUCUUCCUUCUGCACCCACUGAAGCUGGUUCAGAUCUGCAUCACAUAACAGACUACCCAGAAGAGUCUCAAGGAAGAGUUCAUGAAUUUCUUGGGAGUGGUCUACCUCCUUCUAGAACAACAUCUAGCAGCAUUGGCCAAACCACAUCAUUGUCAACCUUUCCAUCUUUAUCAAAUGUAGCCCCUGCUCCUGCAGCAGGUGGAGAUGAUUCAACUAAUCAAUGUGAAUUUCCUGAGAGUCCUCAAAGGUCAAGUUCAUCUGAGUUGCUUGCAUUCUCAGAGUCCAUAAAAUAUAAACUCUCUGCUGCUUCAUCCAGGUAUAAGGAAACAUUCUCUAAAAGUACAAGAGGGUUCAAGGAAAAAUUACUAGCUCGGAAUACAACUGUGAAGGAACUUGGCAAAGAAGUACAACGGGAGAUGAGUGCAGGUAUUGCUGGUGUAGCCAGAAUGAUUGAGAGACUCGAUCUUAGCUCAAAACGCUCUCCUACUGCUUCUGAUCCUUUGUCCAGCAACACAGAAGAGGGGAAUGCAGCUUCUCAAUAUCAUGAUGAUGGUAAUAAUCAGGAAUCUACUAGCAAAAUGGUUUCUAAUGUAACCCCUUUACUCUGCUCCAACAAUUCCAGACUGAACUGAUGAUUCUAUUCAACAGGGGAGAAAAGUGGUUCAGUUCCGAAGGAAAAGAUGGGUGGUGAGAAUGGUGUUCUUGAUGAGUUAUAUGCAAAAACUUGCAAGUGACUGAAGCAAUCAAUUCCAACGAUUCUGCGAGGCAGGCAUUUGAUUUGCGUCCUGCAAUGAGUUGCUCACACACUGGAUAGUGAAACCACACACUGUAACUGCAUUACUUUCUUUGUUUACUUGACUAACCUAAUCUGAAUCUAAAUCUGAAUCCAUUAUCUUAAUGGAGGCAGGGGUUUAGACUAUUUAUUUAUUAUCAUAAUGGAGGGGUUUAAGGUUUGCACAAUAAUAAUACCAUAUGCUUAACACUUUAAUAGUCUCUUUCUCUGUAAACUAAUUUUAAUCGCCAUAAUACACUCAAAUUCAUCGCG